AUGUACUACGACGUCAUUUUCGGUCGUCUCCAGGCUGUUGACCGUGAAAUCGUCAGCCAGUGCAUUCGCAUCAUGAACCGCGCCAACCCUACAUUGAUCGACUUCAUGCAGUACCACAUGGAUAAUUGCCCCACCGACCGUGGUGAGACCUACAAGCUAUCCAAGCAGCUGGGUCUGCAGCUCAUUGAGAAUUGCAAGGACGUCCUCAACGCCUCGCCCGUGUACAAGGACGUGGCUGUACCGACCGGGCCUCGCACGACCGUCGACGCCAAAGGCAAUCUGAAGUAUGAAGAGGUCCAGCGUCCGAGCUGCCGCAAGCUGGAGCACUACGUCCAGCAGAUGGCUGAGGGCGGCAAAAUCUCCGAGUACGGCAACAGGACCAAGGUCCAAAACGACCUCAAGCGCAUCUACAAGCUCAUCCGUGAGCAGCACAAGAUGUCCAAGACCUCACAGCUCGAGAUCAAGAGCCUCUACGGUGAUGUUCUGCGCUCUCUCAGCAUGAGCGAGAGUCAGAUUAUCCCCAAGGAGAACGGCAAGCCCAACGGUGUUAAGAAGGUCAGAACCAACGGUCCCGGCAAGGGCAAGGUUGAGACCAUUCCCUUCCUGCACCUGAAGCGCAAGACUCUCCACGGCUGGGACUACAGCAAGAAGCUCACGGCAUCGUACCUGACGUGCCUCGAGGAAGCUGCCAGAGACGGCGUCACCUACGCUGGCAAGUACGUCCUGAUGACCGGCGCUGGCGCUGGCUCCAUCGGAGCCGACGUUCUUCAGGGCCUCAUCAGCGGUGGUGCUAAGGUCGUCGUAACCACCAGCCGCUUCUCGCGCGAGGUCACCGAGUACUAUCAGUCCAUGUACGCUCGCUACGGUUCCAAGGGCUCCCAGCUUGUUGUCGUUCCUUUCAACCAGGGCAGCAAGCAGGAUGUCGAGGAGCUUGUUCAGUACAUCUACGACACGAAGACUGGUCUCGGCUGGGAUCUCGAUUUCAUUAUCCCCUUCGCUGCUAUUCCCGAGAACGGCCGCCAGAUUGACAACAUUGACUCCAAGUCUGAGCUGGCCCACCGUAUCAUGUUGACCAACCUCCUGCGUCUCCUGGGUUGUGUCAAGAUCCAGAAAGCUGAGCGUGGUUUCGAGACCCGCCCUGCCCAGGUCGUUCUUCCCAUGUCUCCCAACCACGGUACCUUCGGUAACGAUGGUCUGUACUCCGAGUCGAAGCUGGCACUCGAGACCCUGUUUAACAGGUGGCACUCCGAGGACUGGGGUCACUACCUCACCAUUUGCGGCGCCGUCAUUGGUUGGACUCGUGGCACUGGCCUCAUGGGCGGCAACAACGUUGUUGCUGAGGGUGUUGAGGCCUUUGGCGUCCGCACCUUCUCUCAGCAGGAGAUGGCGUUCAACCUCUUGGGUCUUCUGGCCCCUGCCAUCGUCGAUCUCUGCCAGUCCGAGCCUGUAUUUGCCGACCUGAACGGUGGUCUUCAGUUCAUCCCCAACCUGAAUGAAACCAUGACCAGACUUCGCAAGGACAUAAUGGAGACGAGCGAGACCCGUCGCAUCGUCGCCAAGGAGAACGCCAUUGAGAACAAGGUCGUCAACGGACCCGAUUCUGAACUCCUGUACAAGAAGAAGCUCAUCGAGCCCCGGGCCAACAUGAAGUUCGACUUCCCCCCCCUCCCCGACUGGGAUGCUGAGAUUGCUCCUCUCAACGACAAGCUCAAGGGUAUGGUCGAUCUUGAGAAGGUCGUCGUCGUCACCGGUUUCGCCGAGGUUGGUCCUUGGGGCAACUCCCGCACCCGUUGGGAGAUGGAGGCUUAUGGCGAGUUCUCUAUCGAGGGCUGUGUUGAGAUGGCUUGGAUCAUGGGUCUCAUCAAGAACCACAACGGCCCCAUUAAGGGCAAGCCAUACUCUGGAUGGGUUGAUGCCAAGACCGGUGACCCCAUUGAGGACAAGGACAUCAAGCCCAAGUUCGAGAAGCACAUUCUCGAGCACUCGGGUAUCCGUCUCAUCGAGCCUGAACUCUUCGAUGGCUACGACCCCAACCAGAAGCAGCUUCUCCACGAGGUCGUUAUUGAGGAGGACCUCGAGCCCUUCGAGGCAUCCAAGGAGACUGCUGAGGAGUUCAAGCGCGAGCACGGAGACAAGGUGGAGAUCUUUGAGAUUCCCGAGUCUGGCGAAUACAUUGUGCGCAUGAAGAAGGGCGCUGGCCUUAGAUUCCGAAGACCCUUCAAGUACGGUGUCCCGGAGGACAUCAUCGACCAGGUCGACCCCGUCACCCUCUUUGUCCUCGUCUCCGUCGCCGAGGCGCUUCUUUCGUCUGGUAUCACCGAUCCCUACGAAUUUUACAAGUACGUCCACGUCUCCGAGGUGGGCAACUGCAUUGGCUCCGGUAUGGGAGGUGCUGGCGCGCUCCGUGGUAUGCACCGCGAUCGCUUCCUCGACAAGCCAGUCCAGAACGAUAUUCUCCAGGAAUCAUUCAUCAACACCAUGGCCGCUUGGGUCAACAUGUUGCUCCUCUCCUCGUCGGGUCCCAUCAAGACGCCUGUUGGUGCUUGCGCCACCUCCGUCGAGUCGGUCGACAUUGGUUAUGAAACCAUCAUGGAAGGCAAGGCCAAGAUUGUCUUUGUCGGUGGUUUCGAUGACUUCGGUGAGGAGGGCUCUUACGAGUUCGCCAACAUGAAGGCCACCAGCAAUGCUGUUGAUGAGUUGGCUCACGGCCGUACGCCCAAGGAGAUUGACAAGAUUGGCCGCUCCGUCCCCGCGCCUGGCCAGGGUAUCCUGACGACGGCCCGCGAGCAUGCCAGCAAGUUCCCCUCGCCCCUUCUGGAUAUCAACUAUCGUCGCCGCCAGAUUGAACUUCGCAAGAAGCAGGUCAAGCAGUGGCAGGAGUCUGAGCUUGAAUACCUCUGGGAGGAGGUUGAGGCCAUGAAGGCUCAGGGACACGGCUUCGAUGAGAAGGAGUACGCCCACGAGCGUGCGUUGCACAUUGAGAAGGAGGCGCAGAGGCAGGAGAAGGAGGUCCUGCGCAGCCUGGGCAACAACUUUUGGAAGUCGGACCCUACCAUUGCACCUCUGCGCGGUGCCCUUGCUACAUGGGGUCUCACGAUCGACGACCUGGACGUCGCCUCGUUCCACGGUACCUCGACCAAGGCGAACGACAAGAACGAGUCAUCUGUCGUUUGCCAGCAGCUCAAGCACCUUGGCCGCAAGAAGGGCAACGCCGUGCUGGGUAUUUUCCAGAAGUACCUCACUGGUCACCCCAAGGGUGCUGCCGGUGCCUGGAUGAUGAACGGUUGUUUGCAGGUCCUCAACUCGGGUCUCGUGCCCGGUAACCGCAACGCCGACAACGUCGACGCCGUCAUGGAGCAGUUCGACAUGAUCGUCUACCCCAGCCGCAGCAUCCAAACGGACGGCGUCAAGGCCUUCUCGGUCACGUCGUUCGGUUUCGGUCAGAAGGGCGCGCAGGCGAUUGGUGUGCAUCCCAAGUACCUCUACGCCGCGCUUGACGAGGAGACGUAUGAGGCCUACAGCGCCAAGGUGGAGGCGCGUCAGAAGAAGGCAUACCGCUUCUUCCACAACGGCAUGAUCAACAACACGCUGUUCGUGGCCAAGAGCAACGCUCCCUAUGAUGAGGAGCAGCUGGGCAAGGUCCUACUGAACCCCGACGCGCGCGUCUCGGUUGACAAGAAGACUUCGUCUCUGACGUACGCUCCCAACUUUAUGAAGCAGUCAGAGAAGACGGUCAAGACGAGCGCGGCCAAGGCGACGCAGGACAUGAUGGAGACGCUGGCGAAGAAGACGGUCUCGAGCAACAGCAAGGUCGGCGUUGACGUCGAGGACAUCUCGGCCAUCAACAUUGAAAACGAGACGUUUGUGACAAGGAACUUCACGGCGGGCGAGAUUGCCUACUGCCAGAAGGCGCCCAGCCCUCAGAGCUCAUUUGCGGGGCGAUGGAGCGCCAAGGAGGCCGUGUUCAAGUCCCUCGGCGUCGCCAGCAAGGGCGCCGGCGCGGCGCUGAAGGACAUUGAGAUUUCCAAGAACGAGGAUGGUGCUCCCGUGGUUAACCUCCAUGGCGAUGCUGCGGCAGCGGCCAAGAAGGCAGGUCUCAAAGAGAUCAGCGUGUCUAUCUCGCACUCGGACUCACAGGCAAUCGCAGUGGCGGUGGCUACGUUUUGA
Molecule: messenger RNA, 4167 nt
Organism: Verticillium alfalfae VaMs.102
Lineage: Eukaryota; Fungi; Ascomycota; Sordariomycetes; Glomerellales; Plectosphaerellaceae
Product: fatty acid synthase subunit alpha reductase
Exons: 4
Coding region: 1-4167 (1388 amino acids)
Biological process (GO): long-chain fatty acid biosynthetic process
Cellular component (GO): fatty acid synthase complex
Molecular function (GO): fatty acid synthase activity; 3-oxoacyl-[acyl-carrier-protein] reductase (NADPH) activity; 3-oxoacyl-[acyl-carrier-protein] synthase activity
Source: RefSeq, a predicted model, not a curated record